Messenger RNA from Girardinichthys multiradiatus, 4721 nucleotides. Its product is annotated as SAM and SH3 domain-containing protein 1-like. NCBI's taxonomy places the organism in Eukaryota, Metazoa, Chordata, Actinopteri, Cyprinodontiformes, Goodeidae. Gene Ontology annotation, molecular function: protein binding. The transcript is spliced from 18 exons. The coding region runs from base 704 to 3988 and encodes 1094 amino acids. The record is from RefSeq and is a predicted model, not a curated record.
GAGGGACAGGAAACUUAAAACACGGCGUAUGUGGACAACAGACUGAACUAAGUCUGUUGUCCACAGCUGGUUUGCAGAUAUUAUUUUUUGUUUUUUUUUAUCACUCCUGUUUGUGACAGCAGUCUUAUGUGGGUGGCUCGUUUCAGCUGCUGCCUUCGCACUCAGCUCCGGAUAAAUGAUGGAGCUCCGGGUCUUUCACCGCUGCGACGAAUGAAACAUAGAGGAUGGAUGCAUCCUGGAGGAAGUGUUAACGUUGUUUCUUCUCUACUAAACACAUUUUUUUUUAAAUCUCUGGUUGAGAGAAAGUAUCAACUUUAAGAGGUAACUAAUUAGUAUAUUCAAAAAGUCUGAAAGUAGAACAACCGCUCCGGGUAGACUACUAUUGUCUAAGACACACAGUUUUGUUUCUUCAAGCUGUCUAUUUACCUCGUUAAUGCACUUUUACGUGACGUCACAGGUUGAGGUCAUCAAAGUCGGAACCUUCAGCUGGGUGCAUUUAUCUGCCAGGGGUCUUAACACCUCUGAUCCCAUCAGGUAACACUUAUUUUUUCUGACUGCUCCAUAUAUGAGGCUCACCAACAGAUGUGGCCAAUUUGGAGAGCUGAACCUGGAUCUGUUUGUGUUGCAUGGACCACUCAGCUGUAGUGCCAAGGGGGAGAUCUUGAUGAUGAAUUAAAUUGGCCCUCGUUGAUUCCGUUGUAAGAUGAGCCAGGGGCCAAACCUCGUCCUGCAGUGGCUCUCGAAGCUCCACCUGGCCCAGUAUGUCGAGUCUUUCCUUGACAAUGGCUAUGAUGAUCUAGAAGUUUGCAAGCAGAUCGGAGAGCCAGAUCUGGAUGCGAUCGGCGUUUACGUCAAGUACCACCGACACAAGCUGCUCACAGCCGUGCAGGAGCUCAAAGAGGAGGACAGAAGAAAACUACCAGGCUACUAUUUCACCUUGGAGCCACUGGGUGCCCCUGCAUGUCACCACACUGCCCAGUCUGACAGAGUGGGUAAACCUAGGUCACUGGGGUCACACACACAGACCACAGGUGUACACCAGGCUUCCUGUCCUGGAAACCACAACCUGAGAUUCACAGACUGCAAUGACUUUGUGACUUACCCCAAACUGAAGCUGAAGGUGCUGAUAAGGGACAAACUAGCAAAGGAUGGAAUCAACUUGGGAGAAGCACCUUACACCCACAAGGAUGGCUCUGUGGGGAACCUUGAUGACCUGGCUCAGGAGUACUCGCAGUACUACAGCACCUCCCUCAGCGACGUGUGCGAAAGGAUUGAGGAGCUACGGAAACGCAAAUUAGUACAAGAGAUGGAGAUGGGAAAGGUUGACUCAGCGGCCACAUCACCACACCUCCGCUCUCAGAUCCAGGAAUCUCUUGGACUCAGCAGUAGGACAUCGACUCCAGAGACUGAGAAAAGGUUUCCUGUGCACAAAUCCAGCUCAGAUGAUGGAUCAGGAGGGAAAUGGGAUGCGAAGAAGAGGAGCAAGUCUUUAUGGCAGAGUUUUCGCAAGUCACAGAAGGGGGUGAUGCGUCAGACUUCAAGGGGUGAUGAUGUUGGUUUCGUUGCCAGUGAAAUCACAAUGAGUGAUGAAGAACGUAUCCAGCUGAUGAUGAUGGUAAAGGAGAAUAUGAUCUCAAUAGAGGAGGCUCUCGCACGGCUGAAGGAGUUUGAGACCCAAAGUAGACAAACAAGCAGAUGUGAUCCCCCCGAGUCCCCAGAGCCCUCCGGUCCCGGGUUAAAUGACUUGUUCAGCUGCAACCCAAUGGAGCUGUCUGACAACGAAGAGGAAUCGCCAACGUUCAAAAGGCUGCACAAACUGGUCAACUCCACUCGGAAAGUGAAGAACAAACUGAUCAGAAUAGAUGAGUCCAAAAGGCCAGGAGUGGACGAGAGCCUAAAUGUAGAUGGUCUACCUUGUGGUGAUGGCAGCAUCCCCCUGCAUUCAGGUGUGCAGAGGAAACUAUUGGUUUGUCCCGUGGACUCCCUGGCUUCAGCUUUGCAGAAGCAACUCACCCCUGACAGGGACUCCGACAGCCUGACCACCUCCCUCUCCUCCAGCAGUCUGGACACGUGCAGCAGCCAGAAGGUACUCCAUGCCUGCGGGAAGAGCAGCGAGAGUCCCAUUCACCAGGAGUCCAGCGUGGCAGAGGAGGUGAGGCAGGCGGGCGAGGUCUCCUCCGUCUCUGAAACAGAGGGGUGCAGCGAAGAGGAGCCCAAAAUGGCACGCUCAGUGACCGACGGAGAGCUCCGUCACCGGGCACUGGGCUCGCUAAGCCAUCAUGGAAGAGCCUGCAGCUUUGGAGGAUUUGACCUGACCAGUCGCUCAGUUCAAACAGUCACUUCAGACCCUGACAACACUACAAAAGGUGGAGAGAGUGGUUUGAGAGGCGAAGUUAAGUCUCCCUCAACAUCACGGAUUUCGCUGGGUAAAAAAGUCAAAUCUGUGAGGGAAACCAUGAGAAAACACAUAACCAAGAGAUACCAUUGCUCUCUGUCUGAGCAGUCAAGUCCGGACCGAGUAGCCAGCUGCUCUCACUCGCCUCAGACCGACUCCGACUCUUUGGAGAAGCCCAAACUGAAGCCAGGAGGUUCUGUGGAGAGCCUGAGGAGCUCCCUCAGCGGGCAGAGCUCCAUGAGCGGCCAGACAGUCGGGACCACCGACUCGUCCAAUAGCAACAGAGAGAGUGUGAAGUCAGAGGAUGGAGAAGAAGACGAGUUGCCUUACCGUGGACCUUUCUGUGGACGCGCACUUGUCCAUACUGACUUCACCCCAAGUCCCUAUGACACAGACUCCCUCAAACUCAAGUGUGGAGAUGUGAUUGAUAUCAUCAGUAAGCCCCCGAUGGGCACUUGGAUGGGAAUGCUCAAUGGUAAAGUCGGCACCUUCAAGUUCAUUUAUGUGGAUGUUCUGAAUAAGGAGGUGAAGCCGAAAAAGACACGCAGGAGGAGAAAGGCCAGGCAUCCCAAACCCUCAUCUGUGGAGGAGCUGCUUGAGCGCAUUAACCUGAAGGAGCAUCUCGCCACCUUCCUUUUUAACGGCUAUGAGGAUCUGGACACAUUCCAGCUGCUGGAGGAGGAGGACCUGGAUGAGCUGAACAUCACAGACCCUCAGCACAGAGCUGUGCUGCUCACUGCUGUGGAGCUGCUCCAGGAGUAUGAAGGAAGCAGCGACCCUGAACGAAGCAGUCAGUCCGGAUCCUCACAGGAGAAGCUGUUUCUGGACAGGCGUGGAGUCCUGGGUGAUUCCCCGCAGGACUCAGGCUGCUACGAGAGCAACGAGAACCUAGAGAACGGAAGGCACAAAAAGUCCAUUGCAUCCAUCAGCAGGUCUUCAUUUGGAUUUGAAUCCAGCCACAACCCAUCCGCUGAGUCCCCCGUCUGCCCUUCCACAUCCACUUCCCUAAAUAAAACUCACCUGCCCUCCAUUGAACCAUCCCUUAGACCCCAGAAGAACUGCUUUGCAUGCCUAAACUCGGGAAAAGUCAUUGCUAGAAGUCAGAGCUUCACAGACCUUAGAAGAAACCCAGCACCUAUCCUGUUGCAGCGCUGCAUGUCCCUAAAAGGUCUCCACAAAGGGCAAGAGAGGAUGCAACCCAAGCCUGAAGACUGGGUUGUGACCACCACAAAGCCCGUUCAGGCCUCACACCACACUGGAAAUCCUCCUCUUGUGUGUAGAGCUUCUAACCCAGACAAGGAUAAUGUGUUUGCUCCCAAACAGACAGAGAAAACAGAGAGCAAACCCAAUAAGUUGCAGCAAGCUGCAGAAAAGUCCAGUCAACCAGACUUAUGCCAAAACCUCCUCCUAUCAGAAACCACCUGUAGGCACGACGGUACCGAUCAAACCUCUGCAGCGGAUAAGAAAAGUCGCUCAGUUUCGGCUGCUUCAGAAGCUAGACGACUAAAAAUGAGAAGAAAUACAAAGAUUUCCACACAUUUAGUAAAUGAGGAGUCUUUUGUGGAACAGAAGAAUCCAUUUCCAGCCUGCUGACCUAAAACUGGAACCAGUUUCUGCUAAAGUUGUGAUUUCAUGUGUACAGUAAGGAGGCUGUUUUUUUGGCUUUGCUGAUGCUGUAUCUGGAUAUGGCUUUUGUUUGUCUGAUCAUUUAGAAAAAUGUAACGGAAGAAAUCCAUGCAGUUUUCUUGUGACGUGAAAACAUGAACAAAGUUGAAGUAAAGUGCAGCACUUUUUACUAAAACUUUUUUUACAAAAGGUUCUGCAGAGGUUCAGACCAGAGUCCAGCAGUACCUCAGCAGCAAGGAACCAUUUCAUCAGAACAAAAUCUUCAGUAUUACUGAGGUUAUUGCAACUAAACAUAUCCAUGCAAUCCAUUAUAAUCUUCAGUUACAAACAAUUCUUGUUAUAUUCAUGUAAAUAUACCUUCCUACUGAAGAUGGAUGAAAGGUUUAAAGUUAGUAUUGUACUUAUAUAGGUAUGAUUUAUAUGCAUUUAAUGUUUAUUAUGUAGAUGUUAGACAUGUUAGCUGCAGCAUCAUCUUCAUGACUUUUCCAUCUGUUUCCCACAAUUAGUUUUUAUUAAUGUAAAUGAUAAAAAUGUUUACCUAUUCAUUAAUUCAAUUUAUAAAGUUUUCUUUAUUAAAUAUACUGUAUGUACCACUAUAAGUUUGCUAUUAAAUAAGGUAUUUAUGGUAUGUUGUAAAAUCUGUUAAUGAUUAGACAAAAAACUAAACUGAAAUAAAAUGUAUCCAUAGAUUACAACUUGA